CAUCGUCAUGCGCCUCUUUCAAUACAUUUCUGCCGGGUUUGCUGUUUUAGCCGCGUUGGCCGUUGCGUUGGCUGCUGUAUCUAGCUCCCAGAUCGGAGUUGUAAACGGUUUAGAUUCUCGUCAAGACAAAUGCGGUACCAACGGCGUUGUUGACGGGCAAUGCGGCGAAGCAUUCGAGCAGAAGGACUGUACUGGCAGUCUUGUGAAGCUGAUCAAGCCUGACGUACUAAAGGAAAUGCUGACUUCCUUUUCUUUGACACAGUGCUCUCAAGCUUGUAAUAAAGUCACCGACAGAAGCGUUACUAGCCUUAGAGUCUCUGGUGACGGCAACGUCGCUAGCACGGUGACUUGCUACAUGUACUCAGACGAAAACUGCAAUGCCGAGUAUAAUCGCCUGGUUGAGUAUCCUGUUGCCACCGAAAAUCAUUCAUAA
Messenger RNA from Colletotrichum navitas, 433 nucleotides. RefSeq lists its product as uncharacterized. The record is from RefSeq and is a predicted model, not a curated record. The coding region runs from base 8 to 433 and encodes 141 amino acids. Lineage: Eukaryota; Fungi; Ascomycota; Sordariomycetes; Glomerellales; Glomerellaceae. The transcript has 3 exons.